Messenger RNA from Myiozetetes cayanensis, 1928 nucleotides. It is a transcript of the gene CABP2, whose product is annotated as calcium binding protein 2. The transcript is spliced from 7 exons. Lineage: Eukaryota; Metazoa; Chordata; Aves; Passeriformes; Tyrannidae. Bases 145 to 1005 code for a protein of 286 amino acids. Gene Ontology annotation, molecular function: calcium ion binding. The record is from RefSeq and is a predicted model, not a curated record.
CCACCCGGUCUCCUGGGCGACGCGGCGAGGCCCGGGGACAGCGCUGGCCUCGUCCCUGCGAGGGGCGAGCGCCGGUUCGGAGGGAUCUGGUUUCCCCCCCUGCCAGGCUCCCGCGGUGAGGAGAAGGAGCGGGGAGCAGACGGGAUGUUCUUCCUCUUUCGCGGGUCGCAGCGGCGCGGCACCGGCAGCCCCGCGCCCCCCGCCUACCGGGCUGCCCCCCGGCCCCACGGGCUCGGCAGGAGGGGAGGCCGCCGAUCCCGCCCGGCCCUGAGGUUCGGGGGUCCCGGCCCCUCGGGGAGCCGGGGGCGCUGGAGCCGUAGCGCUGCUUCCCCCUCGGAGCGGCGGCGGGCCGCCGAGGAGCCCGGGCCCCGGCCGCCCCCCGCUCUCGGGCAGGACGGGAAGCCGCGCUCCGGCGUCCCGGGCUCUGGUGGGGGGGACCCAGAGGAUGCACUGGACCCGGCGCAGACCCCCCCUCUGCAGGGAUACUCGGUGCUGCAGGGGCUGGUGGGGCCGGCCUGCAUCUUCCUGCGGCAGAGCAUCGCCAUCACCCAGCGGGACCGGGAGCUGCGGCCCGAGGAGAUCGAAGAGCUGAAGCAUGCGUUCCAGGAGUUCGACAAGGACCACGACGGCUACAUCAGCUACAAGGACCUGGGCGAGUGCAUGCGGACCAUGGGCUACAUGCCCACGGAGAUGGAGCUCAUUGAGCUGUCCCAGCAGAUCACUGGGGGCAAGGUGGAUUUUGAUGAUUUCGUGGAGCUGAUGGGCCCCAAGAUGCUGGCAGAGACGGCGGAUAUGAUUGGGAUCAAGGAGCUGCGUGACGCCUUCCGUGAGUUCGACACCAACGGGGACGGGCAGAUCAGCAUGGCGGAGCUGCGGGAGGCCAUGCGCAAGCUGCUGGGGCAGCAGCUCAACUACCGCGAGGUGGACGAGAUCCUCAAGGACGUGGAUCUCAACGGCGACGGCCUGGUGGACUUUGAAGAGUUCGUGCGGAUGAUGUCGCGCUGAGGGCGGUGUGUGCCAACGUGGGACCUGGGCCCCCUGUGCCUUACGACGAGGAGGGGGCCAUGCAGGGCCCCCUGGCUGCAGGGGCUGGGGCAGUGCCGCCCCAGCCUGGGGCGAGGCCGAGAGCACCAGGGCUGCUCCCACGCCGAGCUCCGACCUUGGCGGGAGGCACCAGGGCCCAGGCUGGGACCCUUUUCGGCACAGACUCGGACGAGCUUCGGCCACUCUCGCUCUCAUCUCUGCUCCCUCCCUUCACCAUCCCACUCCCCCCCCAACCUCACCCCAAAAGUCAGACCAUCACAAUCUCCUCCAGCUGCACCCUUUCCUGCUGCUUGUUCCUACACCCUCUGUUCCCUCCCUGUAUUCCAUGCUGGGCCCCUUAGGCUUCCCCCACACUGUGUUUAAUGUUGACCCCAUAGUACAACCUGCCCUGUCACCGUCGUUUGAGCUCAGACUUCCCCCUAACCUGCCCACCCCUCUAGUUCUGAGGCCGGCGUGGCCCCUUGGGGAUGCUCCAGCCGCCCCCAGUGCGGGGGAUGCUCCUGGGGGCCUCAGUGCCCUGCUGGGACCCCCUCAAGGAGAGAAACCUGGAAUCAGAUGUUCCCAGGCGGAGGGGGCUCAGUGUGCUGUAGGCAGGGCUGGCACGGGUGCCCUUCCUGGCUGCAGUUUUGGGGUUAAUUCUGCCCUUGGAGAUGAAAAAAACCUCUCUCUGCACACUUUUGGUUUGUGUUUUAUGUUGAGUUUCUGGAGCAUUUAUUGAUGACUGCGCCAUCCACCCGUGUUCCCCAACACUCAGGACCUUCACCGUGUCUCUUAGGAGACCGCAGGGACCCCUGGAGAUCUUUGCUGGCCCAGGGCUGGGGGGGCUGCACAGGGUCCCUGCAUGGGAGGAGGCCGGUGGGGCCGGUCACAGGGAAACCCUGGGA